AUCAAUGCUGCAACUGAAAUAAUCAAUGUUCCUUGAAAAUUUUUGGUUUUAGCGGCCAUCUUUUUCUCCCCCAAAUUUCAUCCCGCGGUUUUUUCCCCCUCUUUUUAGCCAACCCUAGCUCAAGCUCCGCCAUUCCAAAUCCUUGCUGGCCAUCGCCGUCUCUGUAAAGGAAUGAAGUUAAUGCCUCCCAACGCCUAGCUGCUCCGCAGAAACUCCAACAAUUCUUCCGAGUAAGAGCUCAAAAAGAUCCAGGAAUUGAGAGUUUCGCCCAAGUGAGAGGGUUUAUCAUCGGUGGCUUUCGGAAUCUCGACCACGAAUUGUGCUUUUUCUUCUUCUCGCCACCCGUAAAGGUUUGGAUAAAGCAGAUUCGUAAGUUAAGAUGACGGUAUGUCAAAUCGAGAUUAGCAGGGUGCGAGGAGUAGAAGAUGUUGUGGAUGCUGUCGCAAAUUAUUAAGAUGUGCAGAUGAUCAAGAAAUAGAUUAGAAAAGGUAACUUUAUUUCUUUCUCCCUCUCUCUUUAGUAUGAUUUUCAUAAUGUGUACUAUUGCUAUGGUUUGAACUUAAAUGUUUAGACAUUUUCAGUUCUAUAAUAUAUUUAUUUGCUCUGAACUGGUUGAUAUAAGCUCUAAUUUCUUUAUAUUAUUCAUGUUCAGAUAGUUUAGGGAUACUUAUCAAUUUGCUUAGUGUGUUAUCAUUAUUUCUCGAACACCUCUAGUUCAGAAUUUUUUUUUUUUUUUUGGUGGCUCAGACAGGUAUACGUCUUUGUUUAUUGGCGAGUUCUGGAAAUAAGAGUGGAAGUUAGUUGCUUCCUAUAGGUCAAUUGCUUACUGGCUGGCGUUUGAAGAAUUUGUCAUUCUUUUUGUCAUGCUAUUGUCCAAGAAUAUUCAGAUUGGUUGAUAGCUCUGAUUCCUGUGUUGAUGGAGUGUAACAAAGAUGAGGCUGUCAGGGCCAAGGAAAUUGCUGAGAGGAAAUUGCAUAGUAAUGAUUUUGAAGGGGCUCGAAGAAUUGCAUUGAGAGCACAGAGUCUUUUCCCUGAACUUGAGAACAUUUCACAGUUGUUAGCUGUUUGUAAUGUGCAUUGCUCAGCUGAAAGCAAGAUGUUGGGAUCUGAAAAAGAUUGGUACAGCAUUCUUCAGGUUGAAAGAUCGGUGGAUGAGGCAACCAUUAAAAAACAAUAUCGGAAACUUGCACUUGUACUGCAUCCUGAUAAGAACAAGUUUCCUGGAGCGGAAGCUGCUUUUAAGCUAAUUGGAGAAGCCCAUCGUGUUCUUUCAGAUUAUAAUAGUAGGUCUCAGUAUGAUGCUAAAGUUGGGGUUGCACUUAAGUUUGCUCAAAAUAGGCCACCUUCUCAUAAGGUUAAUCUGAAUCCCCCUGGUAAGAAGCAAUUUCCUGGCCAGAAUAGUGCUCCAAAUGGGGUGUAUUCUCAGUUUAGUAGUGCAAACCAUCAAGCAACUCAAGCUACAGCCACUGGUAGUGAAUCCUUCUGGACGUGCUGUCCCAUUUGCAAGAUAAGAUACCAGUUCUAUAAAAAUGUUGAGAACAAAAUUUUGCGCUGUCAGAAAUGCCAUAAUCCAUAUGUUGCUUAUAAUUUAGGUCCUCAUGGUGUUUCUGGUUCAAGUCAGAGUCGUGCUGCUCCCCGAGGCGUGCCUCCCCCAUUUAACCAGAGUCAACCUGCUAAACAAAAAGGUGAUCCAAUUCAGGGGAGCUACGGUUCUUCUGGACCAAGAACUGGGGUACCGAUGGCGUCGCAUGCUGGCAAUGCAUCGGCUGGGUCUGUUUCAGAGACUGAAUUGAGAAGUACUGGUAAUGCUAACAAGACUAAAGAUGGUAAAAAGGAAGGUACUGUGUUGCCGGAAGAUGUAAAAUUGCCGAAUGAAACAGGUUUUACCAAAAAAAGUCGGAAGAGAGGGAAGAAGUCGGAGCUGGAUUCUGAUGAAAGUUGUGAUAUAUCUGAUGAUAACACCAUCGAAGAGUUAGAAACUGAGAAGUCUUGUUCUGGCCAUGCAACAGGGUUGAGUUCUGAAGGUAAUACUUCGCACUUUGUCAGGAGGUCCGAUCGGCAAAAACAUCACGUCUCCUACAAUGAGAAUGGGAGUGACGAUGACGACUUUGAGAGUCCUCCUAAAAGGCCUCGUAAAGAAAGUCCUCAGAGAGAAGGAAAACCAGAAUGCGAGGAUGUUCUCAAUUCUGCUCAUCCUAUGAAUGAGCAGGAAAAAGUUCCUUCACCGGGUCCUUCUGUCAUGGAAAAGAAGUCUUGUACAUCUCAGACUGCAGCACAGAAACCUAUUGCACCCAAUGAAGUCGCUGGAAAGUUUGGAGCAGUUGAUGUCUCUGAAUCAGAUGUUGAUUCAUGUACUAAGUCCUUUGUUGUUCCUGAGUUUGAAUUCAAUAACUUUGACCUGUUAAGGGAAGCAAGUUGUUUUGAAAUAGGUCAGAUCUGGGCAUGCUACGAGGAUGAGGGUCUGCCAAGAUUUUACGCUCAGAUCAGAAAAGUGUACUCUAUUAAUCCAUUUAAAGUACGCAUGACUUGGCUUGAGGCUGAUCCAGAUGAUGAAGAUGAGAAUGAUUGGGUAAAGAGAGACUUACCUGUUGGAUGUGGUAAAUUCAAACUUGGUGAUAGUCUUUCUGAAACAAAUGUUUGUGUAUUCUCUCAUCAAAUGGAUUGUAAGAUGGUCAGUAAGAAGGGCGGGAGAGUCACUUUCAUGGUUUAUCCUAGAAAGGGAGAGACUUGGGCACUUUUUAAGGAUUGGAAUAUCAGAUGGAGCACCGAUGAGUACAAGAAAUGUAAGUAUGAAAUAGCGGAGGUUGUCUCUGAAUUUGUAGAAGGUGUUGGCAUUGAAGUCGUAUUUUUGGAAAAACUCAAUGGCUUUGUGAGUCUGUUUGAGCGAAGAAAUAAGAACGGGGCUGUUUCAGUUUUGGUACCGGCAACCGAAAUUUUUAGAUUUUCGUAUCGUAUCCCUUCUUUUAAAAUGACAGGCCAGGAAAAGGAAGGCGUCUUAGAAGGGUCCUUAGAACUUGAUCCUGCAGGUCUUGCCAAUUGUGAUGAUGCCUGUUUGCCGUCGGUCUCUGAUGCUGGUAUUGGAAACAGAAGUGGUGAAGCUAAUUGUACCAUUCGUGAGCCACCCGAAAUGAGUAAGCCCAAAUUUUCUGAGGAUGAGAACGCUCCAAAGAAGCGUACAGACUCUAUGAGGGAAAUUGGUGUUGGAGGUGAGAAUUUUAGGCUUCGUAAGUCUCCUAGGGGUCUGAAGAUUGUGGGGGAGAACAGGCAGAUGGAUACGUCAGCAGGAUCAGAAUCUUCAGGUCAUGUAAAUUGUGAAGAAUCCAAGAGUGACUUUUCUCUUUUCACAGAUGGAGUUGCAACUGCUCAAGUUGACAAAAGAAGAGGUAAAGAAAGGAAAGGGUUAAGCCUAGGCAAAAGCAACAGCGUGUAUCAAUCUUCAUCUCCCGGUCGCAAGGUGUCGGAGAAUUUGCUUCAUGACUUUGGGGAGAACAGAUCAGAGAAAAAGUUUGAAGUAAAUCAGAUUUGGGCACUCUACACGCCUGAGCAAAAGUUACCGAAAAUGUAUGGUCAAAUCAAGAGAGUUGAUCGCUCCCCUUUUAGGUUGCACGUUGCACCACUUGAACUAAUAUCACCACCUGAGAAUAAACGACAGUGUGUUUGUGGGAUUUUCAAAGUGAAAGGUGGAAAACCCCGAGUGUUUGAAUCCUCUCUGUUCUCACAUCAACUGGAACCGAAAGUGAAAAAGAAUGAGCUUUUGAUUUAUCCAAAGGUGGGAGAGGUUUGGGCAUUGUACAGGGAUUGGACUGCUGAAUCAACACCAUCUGCACUGAAAAACUGUGCAUAUAGGCCAGUGGAGAUCAUAGAAGUCGACAAGGACCACAUACAAGUUUCACCUCUUGUAGCAUUGACUCCUGAUUAUAAACUUGUCUUCAGAUCUUUCAAGAAACAGACCGUUUCUGAAGUAAUUAAUGUUCCAUUUCAUGAGUUGGGGAGGUUCUCACAUCAGAUUCCAGCUAUCCGGCUCACAGCUGAGAAGGGGCGCAAAUUUGAAGGCAAUUGGCUGCUUGAUGCAGCAGCAAUUCCAGAAUCUAAGUAGUGUAGGCUUAGCAAAUUUAAAUCCCUCUGACAGGCUGAAGACCGCAAUCUGCUGUGGAAUCUUUUUUGCUUUUGACGAGGUCCUAGUUAUCUGACUAAAUUAUCCAGUCCUUACUCUUUAGACCUCCUUUUUUAGUGUCUAAUUCUGUUGGUUUUUUGGGGGGAAACUUUUGAUUUAGAUAGUGUAUGAAACUAACUGCAGCAUUGUUUGUAGAUACGAGAAUCUGCGAGGAACAAGUAACUCGAGAUUUGCUCGUCUUUGAAAUGGUUUACCUGCAGCUCAAUGCAGCCAUUUUCAAUGUUUCAUGCCAUAGUUUUCCAACAUUCUUUUUGUUCUGGUUAUUUUCUUGUUGAAGACUUGAAAAAUGAAAAUAUUGAUGCUCUCUCUUCUUAAAAGUUGCAUGGGUAAAAAUAGCAGCUAAACUAUUUUGCUAUAACUGUCCCUCAUUAAUCAAUGAUAUUCAUGUUAUAUUACAAUAAUCC
Molecule: messenger RNA, 4578 nt
Organism: Oldenlandia corymbosa var. corymbosa
Lineage: Eukaryota; Viridiplantae; Streptophyta; Magnoliopsida; Gentianales; Rubiaceae
Source: the annotation of a GenBank genome assembly